GGCUGCGCCACCAUUGAACAGAAUGAUUGGAAAAGCGGAGCGUUGUGGACGGCUCAAGUGAUUUGUUUAUUUCGUAUCUACCGAUCGAGUGGAAAGUUUUCCGUUCCCAAUUGUUGCUAUCACGUGGCGCAAUCCUGAUGCAGCAUCAUCAUCUGUCGAAAGCAAUUCGUAUACGUUGUUUAUGUUGAUAAAUACACACAAUCAAUGUGUUCAUGUGAUGAAAUACUGCUAAAUUAUCAUUUUGCUAGUUAAUUAUUUAUGAGUGUGUGAAUUUGCGGUCUAAUUUACAUAAUCAUGCAGGCGAACAAACUGCCACCGAAUCCGCGCGAGUCGGCAGGUAUUUUAUCCUCGCUAAUGUUCUGCUUUGCCCUGCCCAUUCUAUUCAAGGGUCGCAGGCAGACGCUUGAGCCAUCUGAUCUGUACAAAACCCUUGACGAGCACGGAGCUGAGACCCUGGGCGAUGAGUUCUUUAGGAAAUGGGAGGAGGAGGUCGCCCGGUGCCGGGGCAAGGGUUCCAAACGGGAACCAAGUGUCCUGCGAGUCAUCGGUCGCGUUUUUGGCUGGCAGCUCAUCUUAUCCGGUAUAGUGAUUGCCAUCCUGGAACUGGGAACCAGGGCCACGGUGCCGCUUCUUUUGGCCGGUCUCAUAUCGGAGUUCAGUGAGCAUGGAAAUGGACACAGCUACUACGCCCAGAUCUAUGCUGUUCUUUUGAUAGUUUGCAUCUUGGCCAGCGUCCUUCUCACACACCCCUACAUGAUGGGCAUGAUGCAUUUGGCCAUGAAGAUGCGAGUUGCAGUAAGCAGUGCUAUCUACAGAAAGGCCCUGCGCCUAAGCCGUACAUCUCUGGGAGAUACCACAACCGGCCAGGUGGUUAACCUGUUAUCCAAUGAUCUCAACCGCUUCGAUCGAUGCCUUAUUCAUUUCCAUUUUCUGUGGCUGGGUCCUGUGGAGCUGAUGAUCGCUGCUUACUUUCUGUACCAGCAAAUUGGCAUAGCUUCCUUUUACGGGAUCAGCAUCUUGAUACUCUACCUGCCACUACAAACCUAUAUGAGCCGAAUUACCUCAAAGCUGCGCCUGCAGACUGCCAUUCGGACGGACCAGCGGGUGCGCAUGAUGAACGAGAUCAUCUCGGGCAUCCAAGUAAUCAAGAUGUAUACAUGGGAGCGACCAUUUGGCAAGCUAAUCGAACAGAUGAGGCGCAGUGAAAUGAGCGCCAUUCGGAAGAUAAAUCUGUUACGCGGAGUCUUGUUAUCCUUCGAGAUCACCCUCGGUCGCAUUGCCAUCUUUGUGAGCCUCCUGGGUUUCGUGCUGGCGGGCGGCGAACUUACGGCCGAACGUGCCUUCUGUGUCACUGCUUUCUACAAUAUCCUGAGGCGUACUGUGAGCAAGUUUUUUCCCAGUGGGAUGUCUCAAUUUGCUGAACUUUUGGUCUCCAUCCGUCGUAUAAAGACAUUUUUGAUGCGCGAGGAGGCAAAUAUAAUUGAUAAGUCAGUCCAAUGUGAGGAAAAAUCAGAAGAGGAGCAACACUUGCUUGGAGAAGUAGAAAAGAAGACUUAUCCCAUUGGAAAUGGCAAACUACCAGAUGUUCUAGUGGACAUCAAAGGCUUGAGAGCACGCUGGAGCCAGGAUCACCAUGACCCCGUUUUGGACAACGUCAACUUGUCGCUGCAACGUGGACAACUGGUAGCUGUUAUCGGACCCGUGGGAUCUGGAAAAUCAAGCCUUGUUCAGGCUAUCUUAGGAGAGCUGCCAUCUGAGUCUGGAUCGGUCCAGGUUUCAGGUAGAUACUCCUAUGCCUCCCAGGAACCAUGGCUAUUCAAUGCCUCAGUGCGCGACAACAUUUUGUUUGGCUUGCCUAUGGACAAGCAGCGCUAUCGAACCGUCCUUAAGAAGUGCGCACUGGAGCGGGAUCUGGAAUUGCUACAAGGUGAUGGAACCAUUGUGGGCGAGCGGGGCGCAUCGCUGUCUGGUGGUCAGAGAGCGAGAAUCUGUUUGGCGAGAGCUGUGUACCGUAAGGCGGAUGUCUACCUAUUGGAUGAUCCCCUCAGCGCAGUGGAUACCCAUGUGGGUAGGCACCUCUUUGAUGAGUGCAUGCGCGGCUUCCUGGGUAAGCAGUUAGUGGUUCUAGUCACCCAUCAGCUACAGUUCCUAGAGCACGCCGAUCUUAUUGUGAUAAUGGACAAGGGAAAGGUAUCGGCCUGCGGCACUUACGAAGAAAUGCUUAAGAGUGGCCAGGACUUUGCCCAGCUUUUGGCUGAGAGCACCCAAAAUGGCGGCGAAGAUGAUGCGGAUGAGAAGUCGUCUGGGUAUUCCCAACAGGCCAGUUCUAUAAGCAGUGGAAGUGCAAAGGGAAGCUCCACUUCGUUGGAAUCCAUGGUGGAGAAAGAGAAACCAAAGCCAAGUUCAGUGACAGUGCAGGAGUCUCGUAGUGGUGGUCAAAUUGGUUUGAGCAUGUACAAGAAAUACUUUAGCGCAGGCUGUGGCGUCAUAGUUUUCGCAUUGCUUGUGUUCCUUUGUACUGGCACUCAGCUAUUGGCCUCUGGCGGGGAUUACUUCUUGUCGUACUGGGUAAAAAACACUGCUUCAUCGUCGUCGCUGGAUAUUUACUAUUUCACGGCUAUAAACGUGGGUCUGGUUAUUUGUGCCCUGCUCCGGACUCUACUUUUCUUCAACAUCACCAUGCACUGCUCCACCGAGUUACACAACACCAUGUUUGGGGGUCUGUCUCGUACGGCUCUGUACUUCUUUCAUACUAAUCCCUCAGGACGGAUACUCAACCGUUUUGCGAAUGAUCUGGGUCAGGUGGAUGAGGUGAUGCCUGCCGUUAUGUUAGAUUGUAUUCAGAUCUUCCUCACUCUGUCGGGCAUCAUCUGUGUGCUCUGCCUGAGCAAUCCGUGGUACCUAAUCAAUACGUUUGCCAUGAUACUGGCAUUUUACUAUUGGCGUGAUUUUUACUUGAGUACGUCGAGGGACGUGAAGCGCCUGGAGGCAGUUGCUAGGUCACCCAUGUACUCGCAUUUUAGUGCCACUCUUACUGGACUUCCCACCAUACGGGCCAUGGGCGCCCAACGUACUCUGAUCGGGCAGUACGACAACUACCAGGAUCUGCACAGCUCCGGAUACUACACUUUUGUUUCCACCAGUCGUGCAUUUGGCUACUACCUGGAUUUAUUCUGUGUGGCCUAUGUCAUAUCAGUAAUAUUGCACAGCUUUUUCAAUCCACCUUUACAUAAUGCUGGACAGAUAGGCCUGGCCAUCACCCAAGCACUGGGAAUGACGGGAACGGUGCAGUGGGGCAUGCGACAAUCCGCCGAGUUGGAGAAUUCAAUGACGUCGGUGGAGCGAGUGCUCGAGUACAAGGACCUGGAAUCGGAAGGAGAAUUCACCUCGCCGGCGGAUAAGCAACCACCAAAGAGUUGGCCAGAAGAGGGUCAGCUGGUGACUAAAGAUUUAAGCUUGCGAUAUGUGCCAGACCCUAAUGCAGAUUACGUACUUAAGGGACUAAGUUUCACCAUUAAGCCCAGGGAGAAAGUCGGAAUCGUAGGACGUACUGGUGCAGGAAAAUCUUCGCUGAUUAAUGCACUCUUCCGGCUUUCCUACAACGAAGGAGCAAUAAUUAUCGACAAACGGGACACAAAUGAUAUGGGUCUGCACGAUCUACGCAGCAAAAUCUCGAUUAUUCCUCAGGAACCCGUCCUGUUCUCUGGCACAAUGCGAUACAACUUGGAUCCCUUUGAGCAAUAUCCUGAUGAUAAGCUCUGGAAGGCUCUAGAGGAGGUACACCUGAAGGAGGAAAUUUCCGAGUUGCCUACGGGUCUGCAAAGUGCCAUUUCAGAGGGUGGAACCAAUUUCAGUGUGGGUCAGCGCCAGUUGGUCUGCUUGGCACGAGCCAUUCUUCGCGAGAAUAGAAUUCUCGUUAUGGACGAGGCAACAGCAAAUGUGGACCCCCAGACGGACGCACUUAUACAGGCCACAAUUCGGAACAAAUUUAAAGACUGCACUGUACUUACGAUUGCCCACCGUUUGAACACCAUUAUGGAUUCGGACAAGGUUCUUGUUUUGGAUGCCGGUCAAGUCGUCGAAUUUGGUUCACCCUACGAGCUGUUGACCGAGUCAGAGGCAAUGGUAUUCCAUGGAAUGGUGAUGCAGACGGGGAAGGCCAGUUUUGAUCAUCUUCUGAAAGUGGCAGAGAAUGCCAAGCAAAGGCACAUUUAAAGCUGAAAGCUUCAUUUUCCCUGUAAUCAUUAGCGGGCUCAAUGGUAAAUGGAUAUGGAAGUGCUUAAAGCUAAUGUUUCCGUUCUAAACAGUUUGUACUUAAAAUUAGUGAGAAAAAUGACAAUAUGUAUUUUUAUAAAUAAAAUUUUAAUAAUCGAAUAAAGAUGUAUAUGUA
Drosophila eugracilis is the source of this 4390-nucleotide messenger RNA. RefSeq names its product probable multidrug resistance-associated protein lethal(2)03659. The coding region runs from base 295 to 4215 and encodes 1306 amino acids. NCBI's taxonomy places the organism in Eukaryota, Metazoa, Arthropoda, Insecta, Diptera, Drosophilidae. The record is from RefSeq and is a predicted model, not a curated record. Gene Ontology annotation, molecular function: ATP binding; ATP hydrolysis activity; ABC-type transporter activity. Gene Ontology annotation, biological process: transmembrane transport. Gene Ontology annotation, cellular component: membrane. The transcript has 6 exons.